GCACCUCGGUGUGUUUAUGUUCGGCUGGUGGAGUGCGAGCAGCUGAUGCGACCUGCGGAGGCUCUUCACCGAGCAGCGGGGGCAACAUGGCAGCGUUCGUGUGAGUCCGCGGACACAUGGGUCCUGGAGGAGGCCGCGCGCACUGCGACCCAGCGGAGCUCACCAUGGAUUAGACGGAGCCCCGCAGGUUUCUGACCCGACAGCAGCAGCUGGGACAGGGGACACUCCGGUGCUACUGACGUUAGCUAGCGGCUAAAGCAACUUAGCUACUUAGGCGUUUUUGAAUCAGCUGUGCGGCGGCGACAGCUGUUGUUGUUGUUGUUGUUGUGCAGCGUUGGCGUUAGCUGUCGGUGGCUGCUGCUAGCGAAUGUGUAGCUAUAGCUAUUGCCUCCCAGUGGUGGAAAAAGUGUUCAAAUCGUUUAACGAUUCCUUCAGCAGUUUGAGAUCCUCAAGGGACCGUCCAGGCAACAUGGCUCCUAAAGACAUUAUGACCAAUUCCCACGCCAAGUCCAUCCUCAAUGCAAUGAACUCACUUCGCAAGAGCAACACACUCUGCGAUAUCACUUUGAGAGUGGAGAACGCAGAUUUUCCAGCUCACCGCAUUGUCUUGGCUGCCUGCAGUGACUACUUCUGUGCUAUGUUCACCAGUGAGAUCUCUGUUGUUGUGGCUCUGCAGCUCGCAGAGAAGGGGAAAUCUUUCGUCGACAUCCAAGGACUCACUGCUUCCACUAUGGAGAUCCUCUUGGACUUUGUCUACACGGAGACGGUGCUGGUCACAGUGGAGAACGUACAAGAGCUGCUCCCAGCAGCGUGUCUGCUGCAGCUGAAAGGGGUGAAAAGAGCGUGUUGUGAUUUUUUGGAGAGUCAGCUGGAUCCUACCAACUGUCUGGGUAUUCGUGACUUUGCCGAAACCCACAAUUGCCUUGAACUGAUGCAGGCCGCUGAGCUUUUCUCCCAAAAGCAUUUCUCUGAGGUGGUGCAGCAUGAGGAGUACAUGCUGCUCGGCCAGACCGAAGUGGAAAAGCUCAUAAAAUGUGACGAGAUUCAGGUGGACUCGGAGGAGCCGGUGUUUGAAGCCGUGCUGAACUGGGUCAAACACAACAGAAAAGAGCGAGAGCCGUGCCUGUCAGACAUGCUUGAGUUUGUCCGACUGCCGCUGCUGACCCCGCGGUACCUCACAGAUGUCAUCGAUGCCGAGCCCCUGAUUCGAUGUAGCCUGCCGUGUCGAGACCUUGUGGAUGAGGCCAAGAAAUUCCACUUGCGACCGGAGCUGAGGAGUGAAAUGCAAGGCCCACGCACACAAGCCAGAUUAGGUGCCAAAGAAGUCCUGUUGGUUAUUGGAGGGUUUGGCAGCCAACAAUCACCGAUAGACGUAGUUGAGAAAUAUGAUCCAAAAACACAAGAAUGGAGCUUCCUUCCUAACAUUGCACGGAAACGGCGUUACGUUGCCACAGUGUCUCUCCACGAUCGGGUUUAUGUGAUCGGAGGCUACGACGGCCGGUCGAGGCUCAGCUCCGUGGAGUGUCUGGACUACACAGCGGACGAGGACGGGGUUUGGUACACCGUCGCCACCAUGAAUGUACGGCGUGGCCUCGCAGGGGCCACAACACUUGGAGACAUGAUCUAUGUUGCUGGAGGUUUCGAUGGAAGCCGGCGUCAUACCAGCAUGGAGCGAUAUGACCCAAACAUUGACCAGUGGAGCAUGCUGGGAGAUAUGCAGACAGCGAGAGAAGGAGCUGGUCUGGUGGUGGCCAUUGGACUUAUAUACUGUUUAGGUGGAUACGAUGGACUGAAUAUCCUGAAUUCAGUGGAGCGCUACGACCCACACACUGGCCACUGGACAAGCGUCACACCCAUGGCCACCAAGAGGUCAGGGGCUGGUGUGGCGUUACUCAACGACCACAUCUACGUGGUGGGAGGCUUCGAUGGCGUUUCGCACCUUGACUCCGUUGAGGUCUACAACAUCAGAACAGACUAUUGGACCACUGUAGCCAGCAUGACAACCCCUCGGUGCUACGUAGGAGCCACUGUACUGCGAGGACGUCUCUAUGCCAUUGCUGGAUACGAUGGGAACUCACUUCUCAGCAGCAUCGAAUGUUACGACCCGGUUGUCGACUCCUGGGAAGUCGUCACCUCGAUGGCGACGCAGCGGUGCGACGCCGGCGUCUGUGUUCUACGGGAAAAAUGAUCUUCACUAAGGACAAGAGCCACAAGAGGAAAAUCCGGCAGGAGGACGCGCAGCUAGACUUUGCUAAAAUCCCACUAGAACAGAGCUGCAAAGGGAGACGCUUGUUCGCCAGUAAACUCUAAAAGAAGCGCCACAGUUCGGGCCGCCGCCGCCUCUACUGAAAAGUUAUCUCUUCACCAGUUCGGACCGUGCAACAGAGAUUCACCUUCGCCGUGGUCGUGUUCACCUGAAAAGAGGCCCCCGAGGAGCCCAUCGCCACUUGCAUGACACUCAUCGGUGGUUCUUGUUGCUGUCUUUACCAGUGAGAUUAUUUUUUCAGUUUGUCUUCAAAGUGCAAUAUAUUUCUACUCAUCACGAGAAGUUGGAGCACAGUUCGACCUCCAGCUGCUGCUAUAUGCCUUACGACUUUGGCCUACAUCAAACCGUGAACAUUCGUGUUGCCUCACGUUAGACUUCCGCGAUCGGCUCAUCAUCACGUGUGCUCAAGGUCAUUAAUGGGUCACUAAUCCUUUUUGUAAUUCUACCUGUAAAACAGUGCUUUUAGAUUCCAAUCACUUUAUUACGAAAAGGUUUAUUACUUAUUGUCGCUCUCAGAAUAUAUAUUUAGAGAUGAAUAUUGUUUUAGAAAAUGACUGAGUUGUACCAGUUGAUUUAUUUUGUCGCUUUGUUUGGCAAAACUGAGAAAUCACAGUAUGAAGUGCAUGUGAUUUGUGUUCUUUUUUUUUUACUCAGCUUAUGAGCUCGGACAGGUCCAUGUAGUCUUGACAUCACUGUUACCUGGAAAGUGAAUAAACCACGACUGAGAACCAAA
This is a messenger RNA of Platichthys flesus (European flounder), 2999 nucleotides long. Its product is annotated as kelch-like protein 12. The transcript has 13 exons. Gene Ontology annotation, molecular function: protein binding. Lineage: Eukaryota; Metazoa; Chordata; Actinopteri; Pleuronectiformes; Pleuronectidae. The coding region runs from base 368 to 2188 and encodes 606 amino acids. The record is from RefSeq and is a predicted model, not a curated record.